CUUUGCGAUAUAUGUACUCGCCUCUGCUGCCUAAAGCUGCCGCCUUUCGCUGCGACGCGAGGCAGAGAGCAGCAGCAGCAGCUCCAGUCAGUAGUGUUCACUGUUCAUUUGUUCAGGCGAGAGAGUCAACAAUAGCUGUUGCUAGUUGCUUGUGCAGAAAAGGAUUCUCCUUUUUGUUUUGUUUUUUUGCCUUUCUCUGCAGCAGCUGAUGAUGAUGAUGAUGGUGUGGGCUAUGGCUGUGCAGGUUGGGAGCUAGAGGAAGAAGAAGAAGGUAGCUAGGUUGGCUAGGUGGCUUGCUCUUCUUUUUUUUUCUGCUCCAGUUCCAGCUUGUGAAUUUCUCGGGGCGCAAGAAUCGUGGGCAUGGAUGGCAAUGCGAGAUCGGCGGCGAAUCAGACGAAGCAAAUAGUGUAAAGAUUUCAUCUGAAACCCAAGAAGGGAUUCGUUUUGUUGUCGCCGAGCGGUACUGAUCUGUGUGCACGCCCCAAUCCAAUGGCGAUCCGCAGCAGCACGGACAACGAGCUGGUGGAGCUGCUAUGGCACAACGGGGGCGUCGUCGCGCAGGCGCAGGCGCAUCCGAGGGUCGUCUCCUCCGGCCGCUGCCGGAGCGUCAGCGGGCUCACCGGCGAGGAGACCGCCGCGUGGUUCCCGGACACCAUGGACGACGCGCUGGAGAAGGACCUGUACACGCAGCUCUGGCACAGCGUCGCCGCGUCCCCGGACGGCGACGCGUUCCGGGGCGCCGGGCCCAGCUCUCACCACCCUCCGCCGGACAUGGCGCCCCCGGCGGGGCCGCCGUUGAGGAGCGGCAUCGGGUCGAGCUGGCCCGGCGACAUCUGCUCGACCUUCUGCGGCAGCAACAAUAUCCCGGAGACGCCGGCGGGGCGCAGGGAGGCCGGCGCGGCAUUGCCGCCGGAGCGGCCGCGCGGGGCCAGCACGCACGACGGCGCCGGCACGUCGUCGUCGGGCGGGUCCGGGAGCAACUUCGCCGGCUCCGGGCUGCCGAGCGAGAGCGCCAGCGCGCACAAGAGGAAAGCGAGGGGCAGGGAAGAUUCAGACAGCCGCAGUGAGGAUGCUGAAUGUGAGGCAACUGAAGAGACCAAAUCAUCGUCGCGGCGAUAUGGAUCGAAGCGGAGGACUCGUGCAGCUGAAGUUCAUAAUCUGUCAGAGAGGAGAAGAAGGGAUCGGAUCAACGAGAAGAUGCGCGCAUUGCAAGAACUCAUACCUCAUUGCAACAAGACCGACAAGGCAUCUAUAUUAGAUGAAGCAAUCGAGUAUCUGAAGUCACUCCAAAUGCAAGUUCAGAUCAUGUGGAUGACUACCGGGAUGGCGCCGAUGAUGUUUCCUGGUGCUCACCAGUUCAUGGCACCAAUGGCCGUGGGUAUGAAUUCAGCGUGCAUGCCUGCAGCACAGGGCCUAAGUCAGAUGUCAAGAUUGCCAUACAUGAACCAUUCCCUGCCAAAUCACAUCCCUCUAAAUUCAUCUCCAGCUAUGAACCCGAUGAAUGUUGCAAACCAGAUGCAAAACAUUCAACUGAGAGAGGCAAGCAAUCCCUUCCUUCACCCAGAUGGCUGGCAAACAGCACCACCACAGGUAUCAGGACCAUAUCCUUCCGGACCUCAAGUAGCACAGCAAAACCAGAUACCGAAAGUGCCAGCUAGCACUGUUCUGCCUAAUUCUGGGGCUGAACAACCACCAACCUCUGAUGGACUUUAGAAUCAGACCAGAAGCUUGAUAAAGAAUUGAACGUAGACUUGCGCAAGGGCCGUGUUUCUGGAGGUAGCUGAAAACAUUGACAUGAUGAACAGAUAGCAUACACAUUGCUGUUAUGUAUCUCGAUCAAUAUCUGUCUGACAUAAAUGCUACAAGUAUCUGUAAAUGCAGAAUAGCAUUUUCUCCCUUCUCUAAGAUGCUACUAAUUACCAGUGUAUGCACUAAUCCUUAUAAUAUUAAGUUUGUGGCCAUUUCCCAGGA
This is a messenger RNA of Oryza brachyantha (malo sina), 1971 nucleotides long. Its product is annotated as transcription factor PHYTOCHROME INTERACTING FACTOR-LIKE 13-like. NCBI's taxonomy places the organism in Eukaryota, Viridiplantae, Streptophyta, Magnoliopsida, Poales, Poaceae. The transcript has 8 exons. The record is from RefSeq and is a predicted model, not a curated record. Gene Ontology annotation, cellular component: nucleus. Gene Ontology annotation, molecular function: protein dimerization activity. Bases 490 to 1713 code for a protein of 407 amino acids.